AUGGUGCUGGGCUGGGGCGCCAAGGGCCACUUGCUGCCGCUGGACCCGGACAAGUACAUGCGCGUGGUGCGCCACUCGCGCCGUCGCCGCAGGGGCCACGAACAUAGUGCAGCAGGAGUCGGAGAUGACGACGACGAUGUCCUGCUGGAGUGGGUCCCGUCCUCCACGUUCCCGGACAUCUCGCUGCCCGACCCGCCCGCGGCAGGAGGAGCUUCUACUGCCGCCUACAAGCAGCGCAGUCGCUCGGCCACGAGCGCGUCCAGGGCGCCCGCAGCUGCGCGGCAGCAGGAGAUGCACAACACGUCGACGUCCGUGUCGAGCGCGUUAGUGGGCCCCAGGUGGGAGUGGGUGAGCCCGUGGCACCUUGAAGUGCCCGUGGACAGCCCCAGCGACGCCGUGGACGGCUGGCAGUACGCCUCGAGCUUCUCGCACUUCACUCCGCGGCCGUCGCUGCGCUCGCGCGGCCGGUCAAUCGACUCGAUGAGUCAGUCUUCGUCGCAUUCGGGCGAGAUGCCGUCCUCGUCGCCAGCCAGCGCGUCGGGCAAGCGACUGCGAGUCCGACGACGGAAAUGGGUCCGCUACCGACGCUUGCGAUCGGGGCGCAGUGCGCUGUCUAGUGGCGCGUCUUCUAGCGCCUUUGACGACGCGUUCUUGGACUCGAUGAGCGGCUGGCUGCGCAAGCGAGGCCAUGUACGCAAGAACUGGAAGGCGCGCUACUUCGUGCUGGAGAAGUCGGUGCUGCGCUACUACACAGACUCCAGUUGCUCGAAGCUCAAGGGUGAAGUGCUGCUCUUCCACCCGCAGACUCGAGUGCAUUACGUGGACGUUCACGUUGCUGGUGGCCGCGACGCCAGCUUCGCCAUUCAAGUGGGCCCGGACUACACGCUGCUGCUACAGGCUGCCCAGCUCCGUGACCGUGAAAACUGGAUGUACUGUAUUGAAGAUGCACUGCUGUGUCGAGAUUCGUAUCAUCCGCAAGGGAUGACCGAGGGCCCUGAGCCGUACUUCGACCUGCGUGAGAGUGUGGCGCAACGGAGACUGCUUAGUGCAGAGGCGAUGGCACUGGACGGCAGCUCGUUCCGUGACAACUUGGGUGGGAUCAGUCACGCACAUGGAGGAGCAGGGCAAAGGAGAAGUGGCCACCGAGGCGGUAGUGGCAGUAACGGUAGCGAUGUUCUUCGGCUGUGGGCAUCGCUGCACGCGAAACCUGGUGGCGUUCUGAGUGCCGUGAGCUCUGCGUCUCCUACGCUGCGCUCGCUGCUGCGCGCGUGUGAUAAGUUCCUAGCGAGCAUGUCCAUGCGGCAGCACAUUGCCGGCUUCCUUGUCAUGUUUCGUCAGAAGUACGCUCAACCGACGGGUUCGUCCGUCGCAGCGAUGGGGACAUCAGCUUGGACGCGACUGUCGGAACCUUGGGUGCCAAGCGGCAAUGAAUCGGAUAGCGAUCAGGAGCUUCGAGAAGGCUCACUAGGUGCUACUCCUCAAGAGCUGCAGAAUGUUACGAACCUACAAGAUGCGCGCAGCCUGCUAGCACUCAAGAACUAUCGGUUCUUUCUGGAGCGGUCUUUGGAGCUUGUGAUGGAGCAUUUGGCCAAAGCGGCAGACCCGAGCGCUCCCCGAGAGCUUGGAGAUGCUGCGCUCAACGGAAAACGCGCGCCGACUGAUGAUGAGUGGGCUCUCGCUCGUCGUGCUGCCCUGUACAAAGUAGAGCGGCGUACAUUCAUCCCGCUGCAAGAAAUUAUUUAUCAACUACUGGGAGCUGGAACUGGACCGGGCCGCGGUCAACGGCAGGAGGAAGAAGAGCGCUUCGAGCGUUUGCGCGCGCUCGUUGCCGCUCAGCCACAGAGCUUCCUGGAGAUCCAGCCGUCGCAUCAAUCGCCGUCCGAGUGGAAGUCGGCGAUUGCGCUGUUCGACUCGAUGGACAACUACUCGCUACCGUCUGAAAAGGCUGCAGUGCUCGUGGAGGUGGCGCGGUGUAUUUACGAAACGCACGCUAGGGAGCAUGGUGUGGACGCUGCUGCUGGUUCCAAGACAAGCUCGCAGAAGCAGCCGACGCCUAUGGCUGCUGACGAUUUCCUGCCCAUUUUCAUCUUCGUUCUGGCGCGUUGCCGUUUGCGCAGUGUGAUCGUGGCCCGCCAUCUUAUCAGCGAGACAAUGAUCACGGCGCUGAUGAUUGGAGAGACUGGGUACUACGCCACAAUGCUGGAAGCUGCGAUCGGAUACAUCGCGGCCUUCGACGGCGCAGCGAAGGUGGUGGGCAGGAAUAGUGGCAGCGGUAGCACGGCUACGAGCAGCUUUUGA
Phytophthora sojae is the source of this 2298-nucleotide messenger RNA. RefSeq lists its product as hypothetical. The record is from RefSeq and is a predicted model, not a curated record. Lineage: Eukaryota; Oomycota; Peronosporomycetes; Peronosporales; Peronosporaceae. The transcript is spliced from 2 exons. Bases 1 to 2298 code for a protein of 765 amino acids.